Messenger RNA from Raphanus sativus (radish), 2807 nucleotides. RefSeq lists its product as uncharacterized. NCBI's taxonomy places the organism in Eukaryota, Viridiplantae, Streptophyta, Magnoliopsida, Brassicales, Brassicaceae. Bases 108 to 2807 code for a protein of 899 amino acids. The record is from RefSeq and is a predicted model, not a curated record. Gene Ontology annotation, molecular function: RNA-DNA hybrid ribonuclease activity; nucleic acid binding. The transcript has 2 exons.
AAUUGGAACAAGUAGCGACAGGAUAUUUCCAAACCCUAUUCACCUCUUCAAAUCCUUCGGACUUUGAAAGCUCACUCCAGUAUAUUACUGAGAAAGUAACCCCUGCCAUGAAUGAGGCUCUCACAAAAGCUCCAUCAGAUGAUGAGAUACAAAGUGCAAUGUUUGAUAUAAAUCCCGACAAAGCUCCAGGCCCGGAUGGGAUGACGAGUCUCUUUUUUCAAAAGUAUUGGGGCAUUACCGCUGAGGCAGUAAGGCAUAUGGUUAAAGAGUUUUUCAAGAACGGGACCUUGGAUCCCCGUCUAAACCAAACCAAUAUCUGCCUCCUUCCUAAGACCGAGAGACCGAUCGAGAUGACUGAAUUCAGACCUAUCAGCCUGUGCAAUGUCUCGUAUAAAGUUAUAUCCAAGCUCAUGAGCAAGCGCUUAAAAAAAUGUCUCCCCAAGAUUAUCUCAGAGACUCAAUCGGCCUUCGUAGCCAGACGUCUGAUCACAGACAAUAUUCUCGUCGCACACGAAGUAUUCCACGCCCUACGCUCCAAUCCUGGAUGUCGAUCCAAAUUUGUCGCAAUCAGAACGGAUAUGAGCAAGGCCUUUGAUAGAGUAGAAUGGUCCUUCCUGGAAGCUCUCCUUCUGAAACUUGGCUUCUCCCCGCAGUGGGUCUCAUGGAUCAAACUCUGCAUAUCAUCAGUCUCAUAUCAAGUUUUGCUCAACGGUGAACCAAAAGGAAGUAUCAAACCAUCGCGUGGCAUCCGGCAAGGGGAUCCCUUAUCACCUUUCCUCUUUAUUCUCCUAACGGAAGCUCUUAUCUCCCAGCUUCAAGGAGCAGAAAGCGAGGGACGCAUCACAGGCCUCAAAAUCGCAAGAAACAGCCCACCUGUUUCCCAUCUCCUCUUUGUAGACGACAGCCUUUUCUUCUGCAAAGCUGAAGUCCAACAAUGCUCCGAACUGGUCCGGAUCAUCAAUACAUACGGUUUAUCAUCUGGCCAACAGCUGAAUGUGAAUAAAUCAUCCAUUCUCUUUGGAAGCAAAGUCCCACAGGAUAUCAAAUCAGAGCUGAAACAAUCUCUCGGGAUCUCGAAAGAGGGAGGCAUGGGAGUCUAUCUCGGGUUACCAGAGAAAAUAUGCGGCAGUAAAAAGCAAGCUUUUGCUUUUAUUCAAGAACGACUAAAUAACCGUAUUAACUCCUGGUCCGGAAAACUCCUAUCUAAAGGUGGCAAGGAAAUUCUUCUCAAAUCAGUAGCUCAAGCUCUCCCCACCUAUAUAAGGGAGGACUCGGAUUCCGAGAUUUUCAGAAAUUUUAAUCUCGCUCUCCUUGCGAAGCAACUAUGGCGACUACUUCAGCAUCCAUCAUCUCUCCUAGCCCGUGUGCUAAAAGGAAGAUACUAUCGCCAAUCGUCCCCGGUGGAUGUUAAAAAAGCAAGCUCUCCGUCGUACGUAUGGCGUAGUCUAAUGGCCGCUCAGCCCCUGUUAAAGGCCGGACUGAGACGAUCAGUAGGGACAGGAACUAACACCAUGGUCUGGUCGGACAACUGGAUCCCAGACACCACGCCACGACCAGCCUCCCCCUGCGGCCCUUCUUUUAACCCGAGCUUGCGGGUUAGUGACCUGAUCGACGCCGCCACAGGUAACUGGAACACGACGGCGCUCCAUGCCCUAGUCACCAGCGAAGAUAUCCCGCUCAUCCAGAGCUUGAGACUCAGACGAACUAACCGACCAGACGGGUUUGUUUGGGCCCUCUCGAAAUCUGGAACAUACUCGGUCCAAUCUGGAUAUGCGCUAGCUAUGACAAGAGAAACAUCCACCGUACCAACACUGGUCUCGGAACCUAGCACCACGUCCCUGAAAGCCAAAGCUUGGUCUCUCAAGACCUCGAGAAAGAUCAAACACUUUAUCUGGCAAGCCUUAUCAGAUUGCGUACCAGUCUGCAGUCGACUAACCGAUCGGCAUUGUAGUAAAGAACGGAACUGUCCCCGUUGUGGAGCUGAAAAUGAAACCAUCAACCAUUUACUCUUUGAAUGUCCUCCAUCGGUUCAGGUGUGGGCCUUAGCCCAUAUCCCUCACUCUCCGGGUACUUUCCCGAGUGCUUCAAUUUUCAGCAACCUUAACCACCUCCUAUGGCGGGCAAAAGGACUUGGCCUUCCGACGUCAAUCCUCGAAAAUGUGCCAUGGAUCUUGUGGUUCAUAUGGAAAGCUAGAAACGAUAAACUUUUUAAUGGGAAGGAUACAUCACCACUGGAUACAGUCCAGAUAGCCAUCUCCGAAGCGGGUAACUGGAAACUAGCUCAAGUCAUGCUUUCCCACAACGAGGAGGAAGCUCCCCCGCCACCAUGCACGCAACCUACCGGCCCUAGAUGCUCCAUUGACGCCUCUUGGCAUCAAGACGACGCUCUUUUCGGCGGAGGUAUGGUCCUAACGAACGAGGAUGGGGUAACGACCUUUGGUUCAUUCACUAGUAACCGAGGUCUAACCCCCCUACACGCAGAGUUUCAUACUUUGCUGUGGGCUAUGAAAUCCUCACUUCAAAUGAAUCAUUUUGAUAUGACUUUUGAGACAGAUUGUCAACAACUAGUCAAGAUCAUCGUAGACGAAGAAGAAGAAGACUGGCCAUCUUUAUUGGUCGAAAUUGAAGAGUUUCAUCACCUUCAUUCUAUGUUUAACUUUUGUUCUUUACGUUUUAUCCCUCGUUCUUGUAAUGUCCGAGCCGACAGUCUUGCAAAAGCUGCUCGUGCUCGUGGAACAAUCUUUUCCCAUGUAAUCUCUAGAAUUCCAUCCCGGACGGCUCAAACCGACCAAAUGGAAAUUCUUUAA